This is a messenger RNA of Aspergillus affinis, 690 nucleotides long. RefSeq names its product GNAT family N-acetyltransferase. Gene Ontology annotation, molecular function: acyltransferase activity, transferring groups other than amino-acyl groups. The record is from RefSeq and is a predicted model, not a curated record. The transcript is spliced from 3 exons. Bases 1 to 690 code for a protein of 229 amino acids. NCBI's taxonomy places the organism in Eukaryota, Fungi, Ascomycota, Eurotiomycetes, Eurotiales, Aspergillaceae.
AUGGCCAUCGAGAUCCUCCCCCUCACCAAACGGGAUAUCCCCGAGGCCGUAGAAUGCGUGCAGACCGCGUUUGCUGACGAUCCGUACUUCCAGUGGUUGUUCGACGAUGCCAGCUACGACAUCAACCGCAACGCCGCCUCCCUCGCCGCCCACUUCCAAUACGGCCUCAACUGCAACAUGCCCAUGUACAUCGCCAAAGCCGCGCCCAGCGACAAGCACCCCAUCGUCGUCGGCGUCUCCUGGUGGUACGCCCCCCAGCCCGCCUCCGCGUCCCAGCCCUGGUCCGUCUGGGCCCAGGACUGGCUCCUCUCGAUGCGCCAGCUGCUCUACAACAUCCGCUUCGGCGGCCGCGGAGGCCUCAGUCUCGAUCGGUACUAUAUGUGGAAAGCGAUGCAGAAGAAGACGCACGACAAAGUGUGGACCGAUCCGAGGGGGUAUUACUUCUGUAAUGUGUUGGCUGUGAGCGAGACCAUGAGGGGGAUGGGGGUGGGGAAGAAGUUGGUGCAGGUGGUUACGGACCGCGCGGAUCGGGAGGGUGUCAAGUGUUAUUUGGAGAGUUCAAAGGGGGAGCCGAAUUUGAGGAUUUAUGGGAAGUUGGGGUUUGAGUUGGUUAAGGAGAUUGAGUGUGUCGAUGGGAUGGAUGCUUGCAAGCUCUAUUGUAUGACGCGGAAUCCGAGUAUGAAAGUUUAG